GUACUGACUCGUAUUGAUGGCGGCCAGGGGCUUGGGUUGGCCCUCAACGCGGCUGACCGGUCCGAGCUUCAGCGGAACGUCAACGUUUCCUUGCGGGAUGGGUCAUAGCCGGCCGUUUCACCGCUUCUCUCGCUAUUACCUUCUCCUCGUGCAUCGCACGUGCCCAACUACCAAUCUCUUUCCUCGGAGAAGAUACAAGAAACUAGUCUGGGGAAAAAACGUUACGGAGGAUAUCUUUACCAAAGCCAGCGAAGGAAGAAAGCAAAGGGUUUUUUAAAAAUGCGUAUAUAUCCUUCGUUCAAAGAUUUCACGCAAGGCAUUAGAACCGAGCAGAAACCCUAGAAUUCUGGCGAAGAAGAGAUCGAAAAGAGAAUCAGAUUUUCCAAGAACCAGAUUUCUAAAGGAAACGAUCUUCUUCUGGAUUCAAUGCUAUUGAUACUGGGGCGAAAAAAGAAAAAUGCUAUUGGUACUGGGUAUAACCUGAAUGGAAAAAAGACGGAAGACUGCGUCAUUCAACUCUACUGUUGCUAUGCACAACCAGUGUAAUGCGUUGGCCGCAAAUAACUGCAAGUUGUUUUCAGAAUGUCAUUGCUCACAGAAUGUCUUGUUUGGCCCUUAUGUCAGAGUUUAUCCAUGGGCCCCAGUAUAUAAGAAGGAGAUUCUCAUAAUGUGAUCCAGUAUGCAAGUUACAAAAAAGGGUCUCUAUGGAGGAUCUCCCAGAACUUCACUCUACUCUCAGCACUAACCCUAGUUUACACUGGUCCCGAGUUUCUCAGUUUCACACAGAGGCUGCUCGCAGUCAGUCCCUUUCUGUUUAAAAGUGCCUUUUCUGGUUGGAAGCAAUUUAGACAAUGGCAGACUUACCACGUUAUGUAAUUGCCUGCCUUCACAGUGGAAAGCUUGCUUUCUUGGCAAUUAUGGUCUCGGCUGGGAUCGUACUGCAAGUUUUGGCAUGUGCUUUGUAUAAUAACUGGUGGCCAAUGCUAACUGUGAUAAUGUAUGUACUCCUUCCCAUGCCAUUGCUUUUCUUCGUGGGGUCUGACACCUCCUCUCUCAUUUCCACCAACGGGAAUGGUUGGAUAGAUGCUACGAAGUUCCUGACUGGAGCUUCUGCAGUAGGAAGCAUUGCAAUACCGAUUAUCUUAAAGCAUGCGAAUGUUAUUGGUUGGGGAGCAAUGGUAAUGGAGCUGUCGUCAUUUUUUGUCUUUGUAUCGGCUAUAGUUUGUUUCCUCCAAAUGAGCAACGAGGAUGAGUACAGCAUGUUGUGAGAUCCGCAGAAGAGGCUGCCACUCCAUUUAUAUACCGGGGCACAAAUCUCAGUUUUAUUUAAGCAUUCCUUGUGUGCUUGUGGGCUUGCUUCAAUUUGAUCUCCAUUCAUGGGAAAAAAGCAGAAAUGCUAUUCUCUUGCAUGAGUGGAUGGUAUCCUCCCCAUGAGGAGCAGAAUGAUGUCUAUUUGCAGGCUUGUCUUUUCCUUCUACAGAUUUACCAUUCGUCCUAUGUUUUCCGAUCACAGCAGCGAGCUACUGUGCCAUUCGUAAGUUUGAUUUCUGUAAAUUCUUGAAUUGGGAAAAUAUUGUUUAUUUUGGGAUUCCAAAAAGAGGUGUUUCACCGUCUAUCUCCAUUAGAAAUGUGGAUGAUACUUGACAACAGUAGCUGUUUAUCCAGCGUGCCUGUCAGUUGAUGGGGCACUAGUGAAAAUCAUAUUGAUUUGAUGAUCUGAAUUACUUGUCA
Molecule: messenger RNA, 1731 nt
Organism: Magnolia sinica
Lineage: Eukaryota; Viridiplantae; Streptophyta; Magnoliopsida; Magnoliales; Magnoliaceae
Product: vacuolar protein sorting-associated protein 55 homolog
Exons: 6
Coding region: 852-1268 (138 amino acids)
Biological process (GO): late endosome to vacuole transport via multivesicular body sorting pathway
Cellular component (GO): endosome
Source: RefSeq, a predicted model, not a curated record